GCCAAAAGGACCUGUGGCCGCCGUCUGCUUCCUCUCUCCACAGACCCCCCAGUGACACACCAUGGACCCCAACGCCAUCAAGGAAGAGCUGCGCCUGUUUCAGAGCACCCUGCUUCAGGAUGGGCUGAAGGAGCUGCUUAACGAGAACAAGUUUGUGGACUGCACCCUGAAGGUAGGCGACAGAAGCUUCCCCUGCCAUCGGCUCAUCAUGGCCGCCUGCAGCCCGUACUUCAGGGAUAUCUUCUUCACAGAGGAUGGGAAGGAGGUGGAGAACACCAAGGAGGUAGUCCUGGAGGAAGUCAAUCCUUCCAUCCUGGAUAUGGUCAUUCAGUACCUCUACUCAGCCGAGAUUGACCUCACCGAUGACAAUGUCCAGGAUAUAAUUGCUGUGGCCAACAGAUUCCAGAUCCCUUCUGUCUUUACAGUCUGUGUAAACUACCUUCUCAAGAAGUUGUCUCUGGGAAACUGCUUGGCGAUCUUCAGGAUGGGCCUGGUGAUCAGCUGUCCGAGACUCGCUGUGGCCGCACGCAACUACGUCGCAGACCGCUUCGAACUCCUUUACAACGAAGAUGAGUUCCUCAAGCUUGCGGCCCACGAACUGUUCGCAGUCAUCGGUGGAGACUCAUUGAAUGUGGCGAAGGAGGAGCUGGUGUUUGAGGCGGUCAUGGCAUGGGUACGUUAUGACAAAGAGCGAGUCAAGGUCCUGAAGGAUGCUUUCAACUGCAUCCGCUUCCGCCUGCUGCCGGAGAAGUACUUCCAAGACAAAGUAGAGUCCGAUGAUAUCAUCAAGGCGGACCCGGAGCUCCAGAAGACGCUCCAGGUCAUCAGCGAUGCCUUCAAGGGAAAACUUCCAGAGACACCCACGAAGAAGGAGGGGGAGGAAGGUGCUGGCGUGGAAGGAGAGGAGGAGGCGGAGGAAAGCCCCUUCCCAGGUUUCCUGAAUGACAACCGAAGACAAGGCAUGUACAGACGCGAAUUCAUCGUCAUGAUUAAUGAUACCGCAUCGGUGGCGUAUGAUGUCAAUGAGAACGAGUGCUUCCUGGCGGCCAUGUCGGAGCAGGUGCCACGUAACCACGUCAGCCUGGCGUCACAGAAGAACCAGCUCUACGUCAUUGGAGGAGUGUUUGUGGAUGAACAAAACAAAGAUCUACCCCUCCAAUGUUACUUUUUCAUGUUGGAUCCCCUCAUCUCUGAAUGGGUCGCCCUGCCGCCCAUGCCUUCUCCAAGAUGCCUCUUCAACAUCGGAGAGAGCGACAACCUGCUGUUCGCCGUGGCAGGAAAAGACCUCCAGAGCAACGAGUCGCUGGACUCUGUCAUGUGCUUCGAUAUUGAGAAGAUGAAGUGGAGUGAGACCAAAAAGCUUCCUCUGAAGAUCCACGGCCAUGCUGUCAUCUCCCACAAAGGACUGGUCUACUGCAUUGGUGGAAAGACUGACGACAACAAAGCCCUGAGCAAGGUGUUUGUGUACAACCACAAGCAGGCAGAGUGGAGGGAGAUGGCGUCCAUGACGACCCCCAGAGCCAUGUUCGGGUCCGUCGUCCACAACAACCAGAUCCUGGUGGCUGGGGGGGUCAACGAGGAGGGGCUCAUCGCUUCAUGUGAAGCCUACGACUUUGCAGCAAACAAGUGGGAGCCCUACACUGAGUUCCCCCAGGAGAGGAGCUCUGUCAACCUGCUGAGUAACGGCGGCUCGCUGUACGCUGUGGGCGGCUUCGCCAUGGUUCAGAACGAGGACAAGGAGGUGGCUCCCACUGAGGUCACUGACGUCUGGCAGUAUGAGGAGGAUAAGAAGCAGUGGAGCGGGAUGCUGAGGGAGAUGCGCUACGCUGCCGGCUCCUCCUGUGUGUCCAUGAGCCUCAACGCUGCCAGGAUGCCCAAACUGUAGACAGAAGCACUUUCUUUCUUCCUGACCCCCGCCUCAUCCCCCCGCGCUGCCUCCGAGUCGUCUCAUCCUCUGCACUCACAUUUCUGUGUCGAGUUGACCUUUGACAUUCAUUUUUCUUUACUAUAAACACUCAGUUUCUCUUGAAAGACUGCACUAUCCCCACAGUAUUAAACAAAAAAAGACAUCAUAAUUAAGAUUGAUCUAUAGAACUCUGUUUACACCAUUUCUAGCAUUUCUUUUGUAAAAUAAACAUUUGUA
Trematomus bernacchii (emerald rockcod) is the source of this 2143-nucleotide messenger RNA. Its product is annotated as kelch-like protein 41b. The transcript has 6 exons. The coding region runs from base 62 to 1885 and encodes 607 amino acids. The record is from RefSeq and is a predicted model, not a curated record. Lineage: Eukaryota; Metazoa; Chordata; Actinopteri; Perciformes; Nototheniidae. Gene Ontology annotation, molecular function: protein binding.